UCUGUAAUCAUUAAAUGAAUUAUCUUGCCUGUUGAUUUAACGUCUAACAAUUUAGUUAACCGAGAAGUGCGAGCUCCACCCAGUUCAUGGAAUUUCCAAGCAGUCACUGCAAAGAAUUAAUUACUUGGCCAUCUGUUGAAUUGCUCUGUAAGCUAUUUUAACAUGUUUCAUGCUUAGACUCCAACUUCUACUCAAAAGAUCGGAUUUUGGCAGAUGUGCCAUGGAUCUUGUGGAUGAGGAAUCACCUCCCCACUUUAGAAUUUGCAACCAGAGGUGCUUCUUGCCUUGAGAAAGUGGGAAAUGACACGAGUCGUGUUAUUAAAAACUCCAACCCAACAAGCUCUAUCUCACUCUCUCUCUCUCUCUCUCUCUCUCUGUGCACACCACACAAACGCGCAUAGCUUCUGGGCAAUGAAUACUUUAUAGUUUCAGGAGGGAAUGGCAGAUGAAACCCACCCUGGAAGUUGUGAAUGCUCACCAACUCGAAGCACGCCGAUGGGUACCCCCCUGAGAAAGGUGUUGGAUAGAAUAUCAGGUUUUGCCACUCCUUGGAGGAGCAGUUCAGCUCUACGCGGUCGGAGAAUCUUUCACAGGGAUGUUGAACGAGAAGAGUUUCAGUAUGCUGCUACUCGUUGUCUCUCUUCCUACUACAGCGUCUUCGUUGCUCGCCUUGCUAUCAUGGUCAUGCUAGCCAUUUUAAUUGGGCUUCUAACCAUAUUAACAUGGCAUUUUACAAAGAUCUACACAACAAAAUCACUGAAUAGCUUGGCAUAUGGCCUUCGAAAUGAACUCCUGCAACGUCCAAUUUUACGGAUGUGGAACAUCUUAAAUUCUACCUCUGAGAUAACAACAGCACAGGUUAAGCUAUCAGAGUAUGUGUUCAGACGGUACAACAAACCCGAUACUCAGGCCGAACAAGUUGAGCAGCUAUACGAAUCAAUGAGGGAUGUAACUUGGGCACUAUUUGCAAGUCGUAAAGCUCUCAAUGCAAUAACUAUAAAUUACAGAAAUGGUUUUGUCCAGGCAUUCCAUAGAGAUCACAGGAGUAACAAUACAUUCUACAUCUACUCGGAUCUUGUAAACUAUUCUAUCAGUGCCAGUGGAUCAUCUUAUGAAAUCAAUUCGCUAUCAUCACAACAAGGUUGGAAAGAUCAAUCCAUACAUGGUAACAUUUCUGCAGUUUGGUAUCAGGAGCCCCUUGAUCCCAUCACUGGCGAGAAGACAGGGAAAGCAAAGCCAAUCCCACCAGAUGACCUAAUCAAUAUUGCAGGGCUUUCAGAAGUACCUGAUGGUGUAGCUUCAUGGCAUGUAGCAGUGAGCAAAUACACAGAUACACCCUUGCUUUCAGCAGCACUGCCAGUUUGGGACCCUUCAAAUGAAAGUAUUGUGGCUGUUGUGGGCGUUACUACAGCACUUUAUAGUGUAGGCCAGCUUAUGAAGGAGCUUGUUGAAGUCCACAGUGGGCAUAUAUAUUUGACAUCCCAAGAGGGUUAUUUACUUGCUACAUCCACGAAUGCUCCACUAUUGAGAAAUUCAACCCAGGGGCCCAAGCUUAUGAGGGCUAUUGAUUCUGACGAUGAAGUAAUACAAAUGGGAGCUACAUGGUUGCAGAGAGCCUAUGGCAACAACUUUUCUCAGAGUCAUGAGGUUCAUGCAGAAAAUGCUAGGCUUGGCCACGAGCAGUAUUACAUUGAUUCAUUUUUCCUAAAAUUGAAGAGGCUUCCCUUGGUGGGGGUCAUCAUCAUUCCAAGAAAAAAUAUAAUGGGGAAGGUAGAUGAGAGAGCCUUCAAAACAUUGGUUAUAUUGAUAUCUGCAUCUUUGUGUAUCCUAUUCAUUGGAUGUAUCUGCAUUUUGAUACUGACAAAUGGGGUGUCCAAAGAAAUGAAACUAAGAGCAGAGCUGAUAAGCCAUCUUGAUGCAAGAAGAAGAGCGGAGGCAUCUAGCAACUAUAAAAGCCAAUUUCUAGCAAACAUGAGUCAUGAACUGAGGACACCUAUGGCUGCGGUAAUUGGGUUACUGGACAUUCUCAUAUGUGAUGAUUGCCUCACAAAUGAACAGUACGCAACUGUUACCCAGAUUAGAAAGUGCUCAACAGCUCUACUCCGGCUUCUAAACAAUAUAUUGGAUUUGAGCAAGGUUGAAUCUGGGAAGCUGGUGUUGGAAGAUGCAGAAUUUGAUUUGGGGAGAGAACUUGAAGGACUUGUUGAUAUGUUCUCUGUGCAGUGCAUUAACCACAAUGUGGAAACUGUUUUGGAUCUCUCUGAUAAUAUGCCAAAGUUAGUUCGAGGAGACUCUGCUAGAGUUGUUCAAAUAUUUGCAAAUCUAAUCAGCAAUUCUCUCAAGUUCACAUCAUCGGGUCAUGUCAUUAUACGAGGAUGGUGUGAGAACUCAAGUUCUUCCAUUGACAUCGAGAAGUUUCCUCUCGACCAUAAGAAAUCACAGCCUGCACAUAAGAUAAAGUUCAAGCAGCAGGGAAGCCAUACAAAGAAGGCCUGCAAGAAAGAAAACAAAAUGAUUCUUCGGUUUGAAGUUGAUGACACUGGUUGUGGUAUUGAUCCAAGCAAGUGGGAAUCUGUAUUUGAAAGCUUUGAGCAAGCUGACCCCUCAACAACACGAACGCAUGGUGGCACUGGUCUUGGAUUAUGCAUCGUGCGGACCUUGGUUAACAAGAUGGGUGGAGAAAUCAAGGUUGCAAAGAAGGAUGGUCCAGGAACUUUGAUGCAGCUCUACUUGCUUCUCAAUGCACCUGCAGAUGGCACAGAGCAGCAUUACCGAGUAGAUUUUUCGAAGCAUAGUUUAGUGGUACUGCUUGCUCUACAUGGCAGAAUGGGGAGAUUGAUUAUGUCCCAAUGGCUACAUAAAAGUGGAGUGUUUACGAUGGAAGCAUCUGAAUGGAAUGAGCUGACACAAAUUCUUAGGGAAUUCUUCUGUAUCAGAAGGUCAGCUCGUAACAAUGGCUUUGAUGCACAGCAUUCUCUAAGUGAACCUUUGAAUACUCAAGUCCUGAGCAUACAAGACAUGAGGAACCCAGUCUUCGUCAUAGUUGUGGAUAUAGGACUGCUCGACUUGAGCACAGAUAUAUGGAAGGAACAAAUUAACUUUCUUGACAUUUACUUUGGGAAAGCAAAGUUUGCAUGGAUGCUUAAUCAUGAUACUUCAAAUGCCAUAAAGAUGGAACUCCGCCGAAAAGGACAUAUAUUGAUGGUGAAUAUGCCACUCUACAAGGCAAAGAUGAUUCACAUUCUGGAAGCUGUAAUAAAGGAGAGAAAUGUUGAACUGCAGAAGAAAAGUUCAAAUGCUUUGAGAACUACCAAAGAAAGCAAUCUGCAUGAAUAUCAUGAGAUUGAUACCACACAUUUUGAUGUUGCCAGCUCUGAUGAUUCUGAUAUGCCUGAAAUGCGUAGUUCUAAUUCCAUAUGUGGCUCACUUGAUGGGGAAAAACGAAGAGAGAGGAUUACAAAACCUUGUUCUUCAGGCUACCAGAACAUUAACAACUGUUUAGUUGAACUCACUCGUGUUUAUUCAAAAGAGAAUUAUUUAACUGAAAGAGAUCCAUGUCAAGUCGGGCACAACUCUCACGAUGUUCAAAAUGAAGAACCUAAAUGUUGCACACAAGCAUCACUUUCAGCAGAACCUCAAAGUGAAAAUGCUGACUGCCGCGAACAACAUUUGGUUAGCAGCUGUCCUACAGCACAGGGUAAUUUAUACUCAAGCAAAGCUAUGAAUGAACAGAAGUCUCUUGAGGGCCUACGAAUACUGCUUGCAGAAGAUACCCCAGUACUCCAGAGAGUUGCAACCAUAAUGCUAGAAAAAAUGGGUGCUACAGUAAUUGCCGUGGGAGAUGGCCUUCAGGCAGUAGAUGCUCUGAAUUGCAAGCUUAGUGCAGAAGCUUGUGAAAGGGAUUGUGUCUGUGAAGAUAGAAACACAAGAUUGCAAACAGAAAACAGGGAUUUCCCUCUAUAUGACUUGAUCCUAAUGGAUUGCCAAAUGCCAAAGAUGGAUGGUUAUGAAGCAACAAAGAUAAUCAGGAAAUCAGAAGCUGGAACCGGAUUGCACACUCCCAUUGUUGCAUUGACUGCCCAUGCAAUGUCAUCAGAUGAAGCCAAAUGCUUGGAGGUGGGCAUGGACGCUUAUCUAACAAAACCAAUUAACUACAAGCUGAUGGUUUCCACCAUUCUUUCACUCACUACAAGAACGGCCUACGUCAAGCGAGAGCUAACAAACCAGUAGCUUAUGCAGCCUUCAGAUAUAAAGUCUGGUAUGAGAAAAUGCAGUUUUAUAUGAGCAUUAUAUGGAUGUAUAUAUAUAUAGAGUCUUACAGUAUGAUUCUAGAGAUCCAAGUCUGGUGUCGAUAUCUAUAACUAUACUAGCCGCAGCAGACCCGGAAAAUGUGCGGGAAUAGUUAUAAUUAUAUAUAAAAAAUAAUUUGAGUGUAUGAACAAUAUGUCACAGCUGAUCAUCCCGAAAGAACAGUUAGUUGAUAUAAAUCCAAGUUUUGUAGAAA
Juglans regia (Persian walnut) is the source of this 4504-nucleotide messenger RNA. RefSeq names its product histidine kinase 1-like. The record is from RefSeq and is a predicted model, not a curated record. Gene Ontology annotation, molecular function: phosphorelay sensor kinase activity. Lineage: Eukaryota; Viridiplantae; Streptophyta; Magnoliopsida; Fagales; Juglandaceae. Gene Ontology annotation, biological process: phosphorelay signal transduction system; phosphorylation. Bases 439 to 4230 code for a protein of 1263 amino acids. The transcript is spliced from 13 exons.